Ananas comosus (pineapple) is the source of this 2303-nucleotide messenger RNA. RefSeq names its product formyltetrahydrofolate deformylase 2, mitochondrial-like. The transcript has 8 exons. Gene Ontology annotation, biological process: 'de novo' IMP biosynthetic process. Bases 1257 to 2198 code for a protein of 313 amino acids. Lineage: Eukaryota; Viridiplantae; Streptophyta; Magnoliopsida; Poales; Bromeliaceae. The record is from RefSeq and is a predicted model, not a curated record. Gene Ontology annotation, molecular function: formyltetrahydrofolate deformylase activity.
AACAAAUGACAAUAUUGUUCAAGUUCGAACCUUAUUUAUUUGUUUUUGUUAGUAAAUAAUUGUUAUCAACUAAAUUGGGAGUGAUUUUAUUAAAAAAUUUAAAAAUUUAAGAAGACGUUAAUGAACAAAAAAAGAAAAAAAAAGUUGAGAAGGCCAUUAGAGAACGGUGUAUAAGUGACAGGGUCUUGUUAAUAUAUAGCAUUAGGACUUUUUUUCCCCUCUUUUUCCAUGCUGAUAUGAAUUUGGAUACGGAUAUUAAAACGGAUACAAAUACGAAUUGGAUUUAUGUGGAGUAUGAACUCGAAUCGGAUUUUUGAUCAGAGAUAUAAAUUAGAUUUUGGACGGAUACUGAUUAGGGUGUGUGUUUAUUGAGAGAUAGAGAGUACAAAGAAAUACACAUUGUAAUGUGCAUGUAUGUGUGAUUGUAUUUUUUACAUAAUAUAUGCAUCAAUAUAGGUAUUGUGUCUCUGAUAUCCGUAUCCGAAUCCAAAUUCAAAUUCGAAUAUGAAAAGCAUUUGUUCGUAACAUGUAUCCGAAUUCGACAGUUACAGUGAGUAUCUGACCAAAUCUGAAUCCAAAUUCAUGCCAAAUGGACUAUUUAUCAUCCGAAUCUACCUCCAACUGGAUUUUCCGGUCCGAUAAUGUCACAUCAGUUAAAAAAAUCAAAAGCAUGCUCAGGAACAUUAUGAGCAACAAAAUCUUCUUCUUUGUCUCCUAGUAUAUGCUACAUGAACAUUAGGAAAAUUUUUGAGCGAAUUUUUUCAGUAAAUGAUAGUAUUUCAAAGAAACAUAGGUAGCAUCUUCGGGAUGAACGUAAGGAUCCAUUCAAGCUAUAGAUGUUAUGAUUUGCUUUGGAUUAUACAUGCAGGAUAUUUUGUUUAGUUUGUUUGAUUUCUUUUUUAUAGGUUGGGAGUAGUUUCAUUUGAUUAUGUUAUCUCUCCUUACCCCUGCUCUGGUUACAAUUUUCACCUUAGAUUUCAUUCGCGGAGAUAGUUUUAUUUGAUUGUGUUAUCGCCUCAUAUUUGGUUAUUUGCUACUGGGAGCAAGUUUAUUCUUUUGUAUUAGUAAACCUUUGUUUUUUAAUCCAAUUUUGUUUGGUCAACAUUGGCUCUUUAAUCAAUUUUUAUUAUUAUUUUUCAAAUCUAACAUUGGUGAGUGGUGCAUUACCAAACUCGUGCUAGGAUAAACCGUUCCCAUUUGAUAACCAAAAACAAAAAAAAAGGCAAAAAAAGAAAAGAAAAGAAAAGAAAAAAGGCAUGGUUGUUGGAAGAAGGGGUUCCUCCAUUUCCAGCCUCCGACGAAUCGCAGCGAGGGUGUUCUCUUCCUACUCUGCGCCCAUUCACGGAAUCCACGUUUUUCAGUGCCCGGAUGUGGUGGGAAUCGUCGCUAAGCUCUCGGAAUGCAUUGCCUCCAGAGGAGGUAAUAUACAUAGCAUCGACGUCUUUGUUCCCGGGAAUAAACAGGUCUUCUACUCUAGAAGUGAAUUUGUGUUUGAUCCUGUACGAUGGCCACGGGACGUGUUGGACAGUGACUUCCUCAGAUUAUCAAGGUUAUUCAGUGCAGAAAAAUCUAUUGUAAGGGUCCCUGAUGUAGACCCCAAAUAUAAGAUUGCAGUUCUUGCUUCAAAGCAGGAUCAUUGUUUGGUAGAUUUGCUACAUAGAUGGCAGGAGGGUAGGCUUCCGGUGGAAAUUAGUUGCGUAAUAAGCAAUCAUAACAGAUCUCCAAAUACCCAUGUUAUACGUUUUCUUGAGAGACAUGGGAUUCCAUAUCACUACUUACCAACAACUUCAGGAAAUAAAAGAGAGCAGGAAGUUCUGGAAUUGGUUGAACAGACAGAUUUUCUUGUGCUCGCAAGAUAUAUGCAGAUCCUGUCCGGAAAAUUUUUGGAAACUUACGGUAAAGAUGUCAUUAACAUUCAUCACGGCCUUCUCCCAUCAUUCAAGGGUGGAAAUCCUUCUAAACAGGCUUUUGAUGCUGGGGUUAAAUUGAUCGGCGCGACAAGUCAUUUCGUGACAGAAGAACUCGAUGCUGGCGCAAUCAUUGAACAGAUGGUUGAGAGAGUCUCUCACAGAGAUACCUUACAAAGCUUUGUGAUGAAGUCGGAGAAUCUUGAGAAGCAGUGCCUUGCACAAGCAAUAAAAUCUUAUUGUGAACUCAGAGUGUUACCUUACGAAUCCAAAAAAACUGUUGUAUUCUGAGGCCCUUGUGAAAUUUUAUAAUUUAUAUUAUUUGCAAUUUAAUAAUCUGUAACAUUAUGGGUUGUCUUUGAUUAUCAUUCCUUAAGUUCAUAAUAUUUCUUUGAA